AUGCUGUCCCACAAGCCAUGGUUAGAUCCUACAAUGCUUGGAGAAGCAAAGAUUUUAGUGGAAGUUGAGCUUGAUAAGCCUUUCGCUCAAAAAAUCGCAGCAUGGGAUAACCAAGAAAAUUAUGCUAUGAUUGACGUUGAAUACUCUUGGCUUCCUUCCAAGUGUGAGAAAUGUGGUCAUCUUGGACACAAGGCAAAGAGAUGUUUAUCCAUAUCACAGCAAAAGGCUCCAGCAAAGGAUCAAGGAGCGGUUGUUGUCAAUGUUUCUGCAUCUCCUCCAAUCGUUGAUGCUCCUUCUCUUAAAGAAAUUCCUAUCACUCAUUCUAUGGACGACCAGGUACCACCAACGAAUGUGAUCAAUACCAUCUCUAAGGAGGCUGUUGUCUCAGCUACAAACAUUGUUAUAAGCAAAGUGGGUUCUUCAGUAAAAAGUGUGGCUAAUGAGGAUGGCCUAGUUGGAUCCUCUGUUCAAGAUGCGUCUACUGAGGUGGAAUUCACGCCUGACCCUUCUGCAACUAUGUUUUCAUCUUCUACACCUACUAUUGACAUGUUUUCUUCUCUGGCGACAGUCACAGUACUUGAGAACAUGUGUAACUCACCUUCAAUUAUCUGUAUCAAUGACUCAAUUGAGACUCUACAUCUGGAGCCUCCCCAAAAUUUAUCAUCCACCUCUGUCCCUAAGGAAGUUUCUACAGGCACAAGAGAUGAUAGUGGUAAUGUUGAGCCCGACCUGGGUUCUAAUAAAUUUGCUUCUUUGAUCAAUGUGGAUGACGAGGAAGAUACACUGGAAUCUGAAAAUGAAUUGGAAUCGAUGGAUUACUUGACACCUUCGGGAAAAAGAAUCCUUCGAGAAAGGCCGGUCAAACCGACAACAAAGGCUAGGGAGAUGCAAUCGCAACACUCAAGCCGGGGACGGGGAAACCGAGGGCGUGGAAAUCGUGGGAGGCGUGGCUAG
Molecule: messenger RNA, 954 nt
Organism: Raphanus sativus (radish)
Lineage: Eukaryota; Viridiplantae; Streptophyta; Magnoliopsida; Brassicales; Brassicaceae
Exons: 1
Coding region: 1-954 (317 amino acids)
Molecular function (GO): nucleic acid binding; zinc ion binding
Source: RefSeq, a predicted model, not a curated record